Phanerochaete carnosa HHB-10118-sp is the source of this 1653-nucleotide messenger RNA. RefSeq lists its product as uncharacterized. Lineage: Eukaryota; Fungi; Basidiomycota; Agaricomycetes; Polyporales; Phanerochaetaceae. The record is from RefSeq and is a predicted model, not a curated record. The annotation marks the transcript as partial. The transcript has 2 exons.
AGACAAUUAUGCUCAAGUGCUCUGAAGCGUACCUUCUACUAACCCCCCCUCCCACCCUGACUUGCCACCACGCCGGGGACGACGAUGACCGAGUCGCGCCUCGCUGAGCGCCGUACCCCGAUGCCUCUGCUGCUCGACGACUUCCCUAUUCCCCCGUCACACAUCCCUAAUACUCCGCUCGCCACACCUAUCUCCAUGGGCAUUCCAAGCCCCGGCCUAUGCUCGAACCCUCCCCUGUCACGGCCGCCAUCGACUCCCUUGCCGCCCGUACCGGGGCCAUCACCCAUUUCAGAACAUGAGACUUUGAUGUUCAUCUCUGCUGAGCGAUCACGCCGCUUAUCCAAGAUGUCGACGGCUUCGACGGUGUCCCAGUACUCAAAGCGCGACUCGACGGCGACUGUCUCCAGUUUAGCGAGCAGUAGCGCGCAUCCCAGUAUUGCACAUCAGCCGUCGUCGCCGACGUCCCCCCGAUUUGGCUCAGCCGCGUCUAUUAGGUCAUUUCGUUCCGCAAGCUCACAUGCAUCUUCUUCCCAGUCCCACAGUCGUCGCGUUCUCGAGAAAUCGCCGAUGCUCGAACCCAAGAUUUUUGAAGAGGAUCCAGCAGAGAUAUCACAAAUCUCGCUGUCUGACCUCCCCUCCCUUUCUUCAAGCACAUCGACACUGCCACGUAGCCAUCGUGGUCUCAGCGACACAGAAGAAGAUGAAUCCUCCGAACUCGGAAUCGGGCUGUCGCUCUCGCGGAGACGAAGCGGUCGUAGUCAUAGAAUGGGCCCAGGAAUGAACGACUCGAUAUCAUCUAUCGACAUGCGCGACCUGCCUGCUCUGCAAGAAGAUGAGGCCGAGUUGAUAGUUGUUCCACCUAUAGCGGCUGUCGUCUCAAAAUCUGCACCCCACUUGAGACCUGGCUACAUUUUGGCGAAGCCACCACGUCCGCCAACAGCCAUUAUGAACAAAGAAUUACCUCCGCUUCCUCUCAAUAUGCACGGACGAAGCUCUACACUAACUCGGUCUGAUACUGCUUCAACGUCAACAUCGGCUUCACAUUCGCGCAGCGGGUCUUCGCACUUGCGUACACUCUCAUCGCACCUUCAGGACGACGAUGCUCGUAACGGCGCCGAAAGUCCAGAUAUUGUUCAGAUCAUGUCCAGGACACCGCGACCCUCGCGUAAAUCCUCGUCCCAUUUUUCUGGCUCUAGAUCGAGAUCUCGACCGAACUCGACGAGGCGCUCUUGUGGGAGCUCACUUCAUUCGCACAGAAGCAAGCGCUUUGACGAUGGCAACCCUGUUCCUGUACCUGUCGUUCGGCGUGACGAUUCCGAGAUCGCAUACGCUCGGAAACAGCGCGACGACGACGACGAGUCGGACUACGGCGAGGUGUUAGAUGGAACUGGCACGGUUAUGGAUGCGCGCAUGCUUGAUCGAGAUAUAGAAGAGAGAUUGGAGCGACAGUUGGAUGGUCUUGGGAGCGAGGAUGAGUUGAGUGACGGUGGACUGAGCGAUUCGAGUAUUGACAUGCAAACGCCAUUACCGCAUCUCAUGCUUCGUGAAGGCGUGCUGUCUCCACAUUCGAAGCUGCUCGGGAAAUGUCUUAGGGCGCCGAGUCCUCAGGAUCGCCACUUGAGCAUGGGCUCCAUAAGUAAGUGUCAUACUAUG